This is a messenger RNA of Hippocampus comes (tiger tail seahorse), 2181 nucleotides long. Its product is annotated as poly(rC)-binding protein 3. The record is from RefSeq and is a predicted model, not a curated record. Gene Ontology annotation, molecular function: RNA binding. The transcript has 16 exons. Bases 684 to 1649 code for a protein of 321 amino acids. Lineage: Eukaryota; Metazoa; Chordata; Actinopteri; Syngnathiformes; Syngnathidae.
UCCCCCCGUGACUGCGUGCGUAAAUGUAAAGAAUCUUGUCGGUGCCUGUGAUGUGAGCGACUCUGAGCGCGGAGAUCAAGCGCAAGAGGGAGAGAAAGAGAGAAAAGGAAAGAGAAGCGACUGCCGCGUCUUCUCCCCCUCCGUCUCCCCGCUCCUCGUCACCCCCAUCCUUCUUCCCCUGGCGCGGAGCCGCUUCGAGGCCAGACCGGCAAACCCCCGCGUCCCCCUCCCGCCCCUCCUGCCGCCUGGACCGCCCCAGGACCCUUUGACGUUCCUCACUUCUUUCCCACAAACUGACACUUUAGGCAAGAAUCGCCACCCCCCCUCCCACUGUCCUCGGGGCUGUUGUUGUCUGCAGAACUCACCUUCACAAUAUAUCUCCUCUUCCAUUUUUGCCCCCAUUGGAUAAUUUCCCGGUGGGAAAGCACUCUCAAGUGACGGGCGUCAACAUGGGCUGCUCAUCGACUUGAGAAGAAGAAAACCGCCGGCUGAUGGACCAAUCGUCGUCGGAGUGAUAUUCGGUUGCCUCUCCUCUUCUGUCCUUUAUGACCUCGGAAAACAUCACCUUCAGAACAUCCGGUGGCGAGCUGGCUGGCAUCCCAUCAUAUUAUAUUUCCUUUUGAGGAGCCUCCCACUCCUCCCCUGCACCCGCCCCGAUUCCAGCAUCGUCAUCCGGUCUCGCCAUGGAGUCGAACCAAGUCCAGUCAGAGGGCGGCCUCAACGUCACCCUCACCAUCCGCCUCCUCAUGCACGGAAAAGAAGUGGGAAGCAUAAUUGGAAAGAAAGGAGAAACGGUGAAAAAAAUGCGCGAAGAGAGUGGCGCGCGAAUCAACAUCUCCGAAGGCAACUGCCCGGAGAGGAUCGUCACCAUCACCGGACCAACGGACACAAUCUUCAAGGCUUUUGCCAUGAUUGCCUACAAAUUUGAGGAGGAUAUCAUCAAUUCCAUGAGCAACAGCCCGGCAACCAGCAAGCCUCCCGUCACCUUACGGCUCGUCGUGCCGGCCAGCCAGUGCGGCUCCCUCAUCGGAAAAGGAGGUUCCAAAAUCAAAGAAAUGAGAGAGUCCACAGGGGCUCAGGUUCAGGUGGCGGGGGACAUGCUCCCCAACUCCACAGAGCGCGCUGUGACAAUCUCCGGGACUCCGGAAGCCAUCAUCCAGUGUGUCAAACAGAUAUGUGUCGUCAUGCUGGAGUCGCCGCCCAAAGGUGCCACGAUUCCUUAUCGCCCAAAGCCUGCUUCCACCCCUGUCAUUUUUUCAGGGGGCCAGGCCUACACGAUUCAGGGACAGUAUGCCAUUCCACACCCAGAUCAGCUGACCAAGCUCCACCAGCUGGCUAUGCAGCAAACCCCCUUUACCCCUCUCGGACAGACCACCCCCGCUUUCCCCGGUUUGGAUGCCAGUCCAGCGGCCAGCACCCAUGAGCUCACCAUUCCUAAUGAUCUCAUAGGCUGCAUCAUCGGGCGUCAAGGAACCAAAAUCAACGAGAUCCGACAGAUGUCGGGGGCUCAGAUCAAAAUCGCAAAUGCCACGGAAGGCUCGUCCGAGCGCCAGAUCACCAUCAGCGGGACGCCGGCAAACAUCAGCCUGGCCCAGUAUCUCAUCAACGCCAGGUUGACAUCGGAAGUCACCGGAAUGGCCACACUCUAAUUUCCGCCCAUCUUGCCAUCCCAUGAUUCUCCUUGAGAUGCACUUGUUGAUCGGCUCCUCUGUAUUAGCUCGUCUUGAUAUUUCCAGUGAGUGAUGUCAACGUUUGCUGUCGAUGCCGCUCGACUCAACUCAUCUUUCUUUCUAUCGUGACUUGAAGAUGAGAAGAUUCACGGCCAUGAUCCGUUUUGCCUUGGACUUCACCUUUUUUUCUUCUUUCCGUUCACUUUACGUACACGAAGAGCCAUUUGCAGUUUGAGAGCUUUCAUUCAGUCUUUUCCUUUCUGGCUUUGCAUUCAAAAACGAUUUUAUUGUGUGUAGCUGCAGAUUUUUAAUAUUGAAUGGUUAUUGUGUUCUAGUUGUGCACUUUCUCAAGAGGUCGCUUUGCCUCGCGACACAACAGGAGGGGUUUCGUGACACCGACAAAAUGCUGCAGCGCAGACAGAAAUCUCAGCGCGCGUCAACAAGAGCCAUUUCGUUCAGCCAAGAACACAAAACACCGAGUCGCGUUUCUGACGUGACAAAAAAAAAAAAA